AUGAGAAACAAUUUAGUCCCUGUAACUCUCUCCUUCACCAUCUUCAUCAUCCUCUCAACUCCAUCAAUCGCCGAACCAGAGACACCGGAGACUUCUUUCCUCUUCCCCGUCGAUCAAAUCCUCAACAAAACCAACACAUGGCUCCAAUUCCCGACGAAAUUCAACCAACCGAAAAUCGAGCUAACCACAUCAACAAUCAUCGCCGCCGUACUCUCUUUCCUCGCCUCAUCGAUCUCCAGCGCCGGCGGAAUCGGCGGCGGAGGCUUAUACGUUCCGAUAAUGACGAUCGUCGCCGGACUCGAUCUCAAAACAGCCUCGAGCUUCUCCGCCUUCAUGGUCACAGGCGGAUCUAUCGCGAACGUCGGAUGCAAUCUCUUCGUCAGAAACCCUAAAUCCGGAGGCAAAACGAUAAUCGAUUUCGAUUUGGCUCUGCUUCUGGAGCCGUGUAUGCUUCUCGGAGUUAGCAUCGGAGUGAUUUGCAAUCUCGUGUUUCCGAAUUGGCUUAUCACGACGCUCUUCGCCGUGUUUCUGGCGUGGUCGACGUUGAAGACGUUUAAGAACGGGGUUUAUUACUGGAGGAUUGAAUCGGAGAUGGUGAAAAUCAGAGAAUCGAAUCGAAUCGGAGAAGACGAUGACGGUGGUGAUGAGAGUAAGAUUGAGAGUGUGAAAUUGCCGCUUUUGGAAGAUUACGAGAGACCAAAGAGGUUUCCAUGGAUAAAGCUUGGCGUUUUGGUGGUUAUUUGGCUCUCUUACUUUGCUGUUUAUCUUCUUCGCGGAAACAAAUACGGCGAGGGAAUCAUAUCGAUCCAGCCAUGUGGAAUCACUUACUGGCUCAUCUCAUCGACUCAAAUACCACUCACUCUCUUCUUCACUAUAUGGAUUUGCUUCAGUGACAGUGUUCAAAGCAGCCAGUCAUCAGAUCACCACGUUUCAGUAAAGGACGUAGAAGAUUUGAGAUCAAAUGGUGGAGGAAGAUCAAACAAGUGUAUGUUUCCUGUAAUGGCUCUAUUAGCUGGAGUUUUAGGUGGUGUUUUCGGUAUCGGAGGCGGAAUGCUCAUUAGCCCUCUUCUCCUCCAAGUUGGUAUCGCUCCUGAGGUAACUGCAGCGACAUGUUCUUUCAUGGUUUUGUUUUCAUCAACAAUGUCUGCGAUUCAAUACUUGUUACUAGGCAUGGAACAUACCGGAACGGCAAGUCUAUUCGCGGUUGUAUGUUUUGUGGCGUCACUCAUGGGACUAAUGGUGGUUCAAAAGGUUAUAAAUGAGUAUGGAAGAGCUUCGAUCAUUGUGUUCUCGGUAGGUAUUGUCAUGGCAUUGAGUAUUGUGUUGAUGACAAGCUAUGGAGCUCUUGAUAUUUGGAAUGAUUUUGUCGAUGGUAGUUACAUGGGUUUCAAAUUACCUUGUUGA
Messenger RNA from Microthlaspi erraticum, 1404 nucleotides. The record is from the annotation of a GenBank genome assembly. Lineage: Eukaryota; Viridiplantae; Streptophyta; Magnoliopsida; Brassicales; Brassicaceae.